AUGAGAGCCGUCGUCUGCCCCCGCGCCCCCAUCGCGCCCUCCGAGCUCGUGUAUACCACGAACCACCCCGCGCCCCAGCCGAAACAGGGGCACGUCCUCAUCCGCGUAAAGGCCUACGGCCUGAACCGCUCGGAGCUGUUCACGCGGCAGGGCCUCUCGCCCGGGAUCCAGUUCCCGCGCGUGUUGGGCAUCGAAUGCGUCGGCGUCGUUAAGGAUCCCGGCGGAGAUUCGCAGUGGAAGGAGGGAGACACCGUUGCGGCGUGCAUGGGCGGGAUGGGCCGCCAGUUUGAUGGGGGGUACGCGGAAUAUGCGCUGGUGCCGCAUACGUCUGUCUCGCCGCCCGUGAAGCUGCCGGCUAGCAUGGCGUGGGCCGAGUUCGCGGCGAUCCCGGAGACGUUCGCCACUGCUUGGGGCACGUUGAGCGAGUCGCUACACCUCCAGCCCAACGACACGCUACUGAUCCGCGGAGGAACCACCAGCGUUGGUCUCGCUUGCGCCGCACUCGCCAAGUCGUCGCUCUUCGGGUCAGACAACAAGCCCACGGUGAUCUCCACGACACGCGCGGAGCGCAAGGUGCCAGCGGUCAAGGCCGCCGGCGCAGACGUCGUCCUGCUUGAUAAGGAGAACACAGUGAGUGUGAAGGUGAAACAGGCGACCGCGGGCAAGGGCGCAACCAAGUGCAUCGAGCUUGUCGGCGGAACGACGAUCGUGGACUCGUGCCAGAGUCUGAGCGACAACGGCGUGCUAUCGUUUGUCGGUUGCGUGUCGGGAGAGUGGACAAUUAAGAACUUCGACCCGAUGCAGGCGUUGGCGCCGUGGAAGGCAAGUAGACGUCUUGCGCAUAUGACGAUGUGCUCGUCGGGCUACCUGAACAUCUCUAAAAUUCCGCUGCAGUGGAUGGUCGACGCUGUCGCCUCUGGCGAGCUGAAGCCAAGCCUGGACAAGGUAUUCAAGAUGGAGGAGACUGGCGUCGCGCACGCAUACAUGGAGGCAAACUCUGCCGCGGGGAAAGUCGUUUGUGUCGUGGAUUAG
Molecule: messenger RNA, 1032 nt
Organism: Laetiporus sulphureus 93-53
Lineage: Eukaryota; Fungi; Basidiomycota; Agaricomycetes; Polyporales; Laetiporaceae
Product: GroES-like protein
Exons: 4
Coding region: 1-1032 (343 amino acids)
Molecular function (GO): oxidoreductase activity
Source: RefSeq, a predicted model, not a curated record